This is a messenger RNA of Paramecium primaurelia, 502 nucleotides long. The record is from the annotation of a GenBank genome assembly. Lineage: Eukaryota; Ciliophora; Oligohymenophorea; Peniculida; Parameciidae.
AUGGAACUCAAAUUUGACAAAAAUUACUUCACUACUUUUGAAUAAUCUUAAAAUAUCUAAACUAAAAGAUCUCUAAAAAAAAUGAUUGAAAAAAUAAUUAUUUUAGUUUUCAUAAAUCCAAAAUUACUGCUCAUAAGAAUAGUAAUUUAUCAUCUAUUAUUCCUGCUGAAGUAUCAUCAAAUUAAAAUAAAAAGAUCAAUAUUUCUUUUGAAAGUAGCAUUGAAUAAUAAAAUUUGAUUAAUUAAAAGAGUCUGAUUGCAGAAACACUUAUGGACCAUUAUAAUUGGAAGUAAUUUUCAAGUCUCCAAAAAAUAAUUAUGAAGAUAUCCAUAAUAUCGAUCUCCCUGCCAACCUGAAUUUGAUUUAUAUAGUUCCAGGCAACAAGAAGAGAACCUUCAUAAUUAUUCAGAUAUAUUAUCUGAUUAUGAAUAAGAUAAUGUAGUAAGUAGAUAAUGUACUAAUAAUCAUGAAAGUGAAAAGAAGCAGCCUACAAUAAAUAUGA